Molecule: messenger RNA, 1777 nt
Organism: Aricia agestis (brown argus)
Lineage: Eukaryota; Metazoa; Arthropoda; Insecta; Lepidoptera; Lycaenidae
Gene: Hrb27C
Product: heterogeneous nuclear ribonucleoprotein 27C
Exons: 9
Coding region: 97-1308 (403 amino acids)
Molecular function (GO): RNA binding
Source: RefSeq, a predicted model, not a curated record
UGUGGUUGGUCCGCCAUAAUCAUUCGUGUGGGUCUGUGCUUGUGCGGUUUAGGUGUCUUACCGGUGCCAACCAUUAUUUUUAAUUAGUAAUAAGUUAUGCGUAUGAAUACAGACAUGGACGAUGACGAGAAGGGAAAACUGUUCGUGGGUGGACUAUCAUGGGAAACAUCACAGGAGAACUUGCAGCGCUACUUCUCCCGCUACGGAGAUGUCAUCGACUGUGUGGUGAUGAAAAAUAGCGAGUCGGGUCGGUCCAGAGGAUUCGGCUUCGUCACCUUCGCUGAGCCGUCUCUGGUCUCCGUGGUGUUGCAGAAUGGUCCGCAUCAACUUGAUGGCAGGACCAUCGAUCCGAAGCCCUGCAACCCACGCACGCUGCAGAAACCGAAGCGCGGUGGUGGUUACCCGAAGGUCUUCCUCGGCGGUCUACCCUCGAACAUCACGGAGACUGAUCUGCGCGUGUUCUUCGGGAGAUACGGCAAGGUCAUGGAGGUGGUCAUCAUGUAUGAUCAGGAGAAGAAGAAGUCGCGUGGAUUCGGAUUUUUGUCCUUCGAAGACGAGAUCUCUGUUGAGCGCGUCACUCAAGAGCAUUUCAUCAACCUGAAUGGAAAACAGGUUGAGAUCAAGCGUGCGGAGCCCCGCGACGGUUCCGGCAAGCUCGGCUCCGGCGGUAGCGGUAUGGGAGGCGGCAUGGGCGGUGCCCCCGGCGAUGCCCCCGCCGCCGGCCAAUGGGGUCCACCCCAGGCGGCCCCCAUGAACAUCAUCCAGGGCCACAACGGACAGAUGGGAGGCCCCCCGAUUAAUAUGCCGAUGGCCGGACCGAAUAUCAUGCAGGGCUACCAAGGCUGGGGCACCUCAGCCGGGCAGACGUCGUACGCGGGCUACGGCGCGGCGGGCGGCGGCGCGGGCCCCGGCAACUACCAGGGCUGGGGCGCGCCCCCCGCCCCGCAGGCGCCCCCGCACGCGCCCGCGUGGCCGGCGACCAACAACUACACGCAGCACGCUCAGCCGCCCGCGCAGGGGUACGGCAGCUAUGCGAACUACAGUUCGGCGCCCGCGGGCGCGUCGGCCGGCGGCAGCUGGACCAACUGGAACAUGCCACAAAACUCCAACUCCACAGGCUCAGGCUCGUACGUGCCGCUAUCUGAGGGCGGUGAGAUGUACGGUCGCGGCGGCGGGGGCGGCGCCGGGGGUGCGGCGCCGGCGCUGACGGGCGCGCUGUCGUCUGCCGCGCUGAGCAAGUCCAGCUCGGCCGACUACAGCACUUACCAGCAGUACCCGCCGGCGUACCAACAGGACCAGGUUCAUUAAUAUAUAACUUAACGAUAAAUAAUAUUAAGAGCUGUACUUUAAGUGUUCAGAGAUGAAAUUCGACCUUUCUGUUUAUUGUAACGAGAUAAUGUGUCGGAUGUAUCAUGGGCGUCACUUAAUGCGGCCUCACACUGUAGCUCGAACGAGACACCUUUUAUGAUUGUUUAUUUUGUUUUCGAUGUAAGCUGGCCACAUUUAGAACAUCCAUGCCGGCACCGGGCGCGCCGAGUCGAGGCCUCGUUUUGAUUACUUUCCAAAUUUGUAUUUUUGUAUCGAUCAUCGAUUUAGAUAACUUAAAUUUACUCGUUCCCGCACUUACUGCCGGAGGCUUCCACUCGACGCGUCGGCCGCAGUCGAUCCGUCGCCAAAUCGAUCGCUGAAUUAAAUUUUUACUAUAAAAGUAGCACAUUAGACGGGGCGAUCGGUCUGGCGUCGGACCAUUAGAUUGUUAACGCAGGUGGCCUAAUUU